AGAAGGACGGCUCCUACCGAACCCGGGACCAACUCACUUCCAAAUGGUGCCACAUCAACAAAAAAAUCUGAAAGUUUAUGGGAGUUUACGAGGAAUGCUCCCAGUCCCGGAGGAGCGGCACGAACGACGCCGAUGUUCUCCGGCUUGCCACGACCCGGUAUCAAGACGACGGGAACGAAGGCAAGGUGCCCAUCGAUCUUUGGAAGAUUUUGAGUCGUUCCCCGAAGUGGCAACAACUCAACAAUCCCGACGGCGGAUCAUUGCGGAAAAGAUCCACCGUCGCCGCCGAGGUUGAGGUCGACGAGACUAUCGGUUCUACCGAUCAAAUCCCUCCCUUCAACGUUGCGGAUUUCGAUGACGAGGACCCCAUUCCACGGCCGAUCGGAAGAAAGAAGGCAAAAUCCAUUGCCUCUGGUUCGGGUGGGUCCGCCUCUGUUUCUGCUUCUCCCCGCGACGAAAUCGGCCGGACAAUGAUUGAACAAUUUCGGACGUUCAAUCUCCAAGAACAAGAGAGGUUGAAGCUUAAAGAGAAGGAGUUGAAGCUAAAGGAGCAGGAGGCCGAGAUGAAAGUCAUGCAAACCGACCCCGGGACGUUGUCGGAGUUUGGACGAAUUAUCUACGAGCAAAGAAUGAGAGAGAUCAAGGAGAAAUAUAAUUUACCUUAGUUUUUUUAUUAAUGUAUCUUUUUUUUAAACAUAUUGUCGCUUUUUUUAUUUAAUUAAUGUGUNCGAAAUCGGCCGGACAAUGAUUGAACAAUUUCGGACGUUCAAUCUCCAAGAACAAGAGAGGUUGAAGCUUAAAGAGAAGGAGUUGAAGCUAAAGGAGCAGGAGGCCGAGAUGAAAGUCAUGCAAACCGACCCCGGGACGUUGUCGGAGUUUGGACGAAUUAUCUACGAGCAAAGAAUGAGAGAGAUCAAGGAGAAAUAUAAUUUACCUUAGUUU
Cuscuta campestris is the source of this 942-nucleotide messenger RNA. The record is from the annotation of a GenBank genome assembly. Lineage: Eukaryota; Viridiplantae; Streptophyta; Magnoliopsida; Solanales; Convolvulaceae.